Suillus subalutaceus is the source of this 2199-nucleotide messenger RNA. Its product is annotated as class II aaRS and biotin synthetase. Gene Ontology annotation, molecular function: biotin--[biotin carboxyl-carrier protein] ligase activity. The transcript has 8 exons. Gene Ontology annotation, cellular component: cytoplasm. The coding region runs from base 16 to 1827 and encodes 603 amino acids. NCBI's taxonomy places the organism in Eukaryota, Fungi, Basidiomycota, Agaricomycetes, Boletales, Suillaceae. The record is from RefSeq and is a predicted model, not a curated record. Gene Ontology annotation, biological process: protein modification process.
CGAGCAUCCACUUCAAUGAACGUGCUAGUGUAUCCCAGUACACACCCAGCCACUCCUUCUCUCAUUCAAACGCUUACUUCAUUAUUGACACCGCACUAUCUACCACAGCCGCUAACACCCUCUCAACUCUCCGUACAAGAAUACCCAUGGCACACCUCUUGCGCUCUACUCCUACUCCUCUCCCCUCCCACAGAUCAUGAAGCUGUCCGUAAAUAUAUCGAGUCCGGUGGUAGGAUAUUAGCAUUCGGUGUUGGCGUCAGAAAAGGCACUCUAUUUGGAUCGAGUCAUGACUUUGGAUCGCUAUCCGCGGGUCUUGGUCUGGGUAUGGUGAAAGACACCACUAUACUCAGAGUCGCUGAUGGAAGCGCAUCCCUCUACAUCUCCUUUUCAACUGCUACUGGAACAAGCGCGGAUGUACUGAUUAACGACACGGUGGUAUCUGUAUCCAGAUUACCCACAUGUCCUUUGGAUAUUGAAGCACACACCCUCGGUCGUUACGUGGAAGGGAAUGCGCCUGCCGGUAUCUUAUCUCAAAGCGGGCUUAUCGCGAUGUGGAAUUGCACACCACCCCUUCCCGAUAUCCUGCUGUCACGAUCGCUAUCCGCACUUGGUCUGCGCUUCUCCUCACAGAGAGCUGAUCCCAGUCUUGAGCCUCACAUUCUGCCUCAGUUUCUUCUGGCUCGUCCAGAUUCGUGGCAGGUGCAGCACCGCAUCGUAGAGGCGCUGCUCGAUCAUUUAAAUCUUGGGUUAGCUGUCGGCGAUGAAUUACAGCGCAAGUGGGAGCCAUUUAUAUUCGAAGAUGCCAAUGACGAUUUCCACUUCCACUUCCCAUCCUUCCCUCCUGCGGACAGAACUACCGAUCACCCCAUACUCGAACUCAUUUCACCAAAUUUCCUCUCAAACCCGAAAGUCAAACACGUACUCGUACCUUCAAAACCUCUAACUCCUGAGGAUGAACGAAUCUACACCCCACAAUUCUCAUCAUCUGCCUUCUUCCGUGCCGUAGACGAGUUCCACGCUGGGACGGAAGACACAAACCCAGAAACUUGGCGCAUCGGCGAAGCACUCAUAUACGGCGAAGUAGUCUCCAGCACCCAAACAAUGUUUGACAAAAACCCAUCUUUUCUCCGCGCACUCCCCUCUCCCAUCGACGUGGUAGAGGCGGGUAACGCGUGGCUCUCACCUGCAGGGUGCUUGCAGAUGUCACUCAAGAUUCGUGUCGGGCUCAAAGGGUCUUCAUCAGAUCGAUAUUGCGCAGUACCAGGCCCCACAAUCCGUCCUUCCAACCUCUGGGCCCACAAAAUCCGUCUGAAAUGGCCUAAUGACAUUUAUGGCCUCUUCCCGUCUUCAACUUCAAAUACAAAAUCAACGCCGGAACCACGGAAAAUGGGCGGGAUACUGGUAAAUACCAGUUUUGGCGGUGGCGUGGCAGAUAUAGUAAUCGGAAGCGGUCUCAACGUCCUAAACGCACCACCCAUCGCCUCACUCGCCCAACUCGCAUCUACACCUACCUCAGGGCUCUCCGUAGAACGUGUAGCGGCAGCGGUCCUCACCUCCUUUGAGCGCAUAUGGAAUUCUUUUUUGCAGAAUGAGGAACAGGGGUUUCAGCCGUUCAUGGAUCAAUACCUCCGAUCAUGGUUACAUUCAGACCAGCUGGUCACACUAACGAACCGGACUCCACACCGAAGUGUCCGCAUCGUCGGUAUCACUCCCGAUCAUGGGUUGUUGCGUACUGUGCCGAUGGGCGGUGGAGAGUUCAUUGAUUUACAGCCUGAUGGGAACAGUUUUGAUAUGAUGAAGGGGUUGAUAUCGACGAAGAAGGGGUAGGUGGGAACGCCGACCAUGCAGAACCGUUAUGAAAUCAUUGAUCAAUCACAUUACACUGGCAUGCGAAAGACGCCCAUCUCAUUCAACACACUAAGAUCAAUCCAGUCCUUACACAAGAACGCCUAACCCGUCUGGCCUGACUGUGAUAUCAAUCACUUCAUCCGUCAUUGGGUUGGUGUUUGGAGGGAUACAUUGUCUGGGCUGGAAUUUCUUGUUUCCGAGAGAUGCAGAGCAGAUAUUACGACGUGACUUCCAUUGGGAUGACCGCUAUGUCGCGUUGAUUCCUGGAGGUUUCAGCAUCAGCAUGUUUUACAUUUUUGCACAUGACACAAAUAAUUGUACUUGUCUUGCUGGGUCCAAGCUACUGUAUCG